AUGACUACCAAGGAUAUUUCGAACUUUGAAAUAGACGUGGAGUGUUCAGAAGAGGAAUUGGACGAGGACAACGAAUACAUCUGCGAGCUUUGGCAGGAAAUAGAUGAGGAAUGCGAAAAGCUUGAAACAUAUGCAACAGCCGGCUCUCGUGAAUCCCACGCGCCUCUGCUAUAUCCAAUGGCGAUCGGUCAACGUCUCGAUGGCGGCCGUUACCAAAUCCUCCACCGCCUUGGACAUGGUGGAUUCUCGACUGUUCGGAUGGCAAAAGACACCACAGCGGGCGCUAAGGGCGCCGAGGUCGUCGCUCUGAAGUUCAUAGCCAACAGUCAUGCCUCUGGGACCGAAUCCGAUGACGGCGAGAUGGAGUAUCAGAUGCACAAGCUGAUCCAGAGCAGGAAAAUCGACAAAUCUCAUCUACUGCUUUGCCAGGACACCUUCACUCUUCGAGGACCACAUGGAAGCCACCGCGUCCUGGUUUUGCCAUUGGCAGGCCCUGGCCUGCAUACGCGGAAUGUACUGUGGCAGAUCAAACCGGCAUUUCAUCGGACUCUGGUGCAUAACUUAGAGACGAUGGGUGAGCCCAGAAAGAUAAGCUUCAGCACAAGAUGGAAGGGCAAGGAUGGAAAAGCGAUCACCGCGUCAGGAGAUCGGGUGUCGCCAGCCAAAUUUCCACAAGAAUCCCUGGACGACAACAUCUUUUUAUCAGAUUUCGGAAGCACCAUCAAGGCCGGAAAUUCGGUCUCAAAGAAGAGCAGGGGAGUCCAGAAAUUCGUCUCACCAGAGCGUUUCCACGGCCACAAUCCCAGCCCGGGGAGCGAUAUGUGGAGUUUUAUGGUCGUGUUCAUCUACCUUGAUACAGGACGCUAUCCUUUUAACGGCAGACUUUUCUCCGAGACACCGGCGCACCUUAUGAUGGAUAUGGUCUCUUCCUUAGGACCGCUUCCGUCAGAAUGGGCUGAGAAAAAGCUCAAGUCAUUCCAACCCAAGUGGUACACAGGAGCUGGUAGCAGCGAGUUUCCAGAGCCAAACAAGACAUUCCAAAGCCGGCUUCGUGAUGAUUUAGUUGAAGUCGAGAAGCGGGGCGCAGCCAAGGGCAAUGAUGGCGUAAUUGCCGCGGCGGAGGAAAUCGAGUUGAAGAGGCGAGCAGAACCACAUGUUCUCAAAAUUAUUGACAAGGUCUUUUGUUUCAAGCCUCAAGAGCGUGUCAAGGCGUCAGAUCUCCUCGACGACUUCGACUGGAAGAUGCUUAUGAAGAUCUGCGGCGUUGACGACGAAGGUUCCGGCAAGUAG
This is a messenger RNA of Diaporthe amygdali, 1290 nucleotides long. RefSeq lists its product as uncharacterized. The record is from RefSeq and is a predicted model, not a curated record. Gene Ontology annotation, biological process: peptidyl-serine phosphorylation; peptidyl-threonine phosphorylation. Gene Ontology annotation, molecular function: ATP binding; protein serine/threonine kinase activity. The transcript has 2 exons. Lineage: Eukaryota; Fungi; Ascomycota; Sordariomycetes; Diaporthales; Diaporthaceae. The coding region runs from base 1 to 1290 and encodes 429 amino acids.